AUGGAACCACUUCCCGGCUCCAAGGCGGUCAACGGCAUCGACGAGUACAUCUGGAACCACACAUUCGUAAUAACGACUGAGCGGCUUGUCGUCGGGAAAGGUGUCUUGAUCAUGGUAUUCGAUUCCCUGGCCAUGAUGGCGUCUCUUCCCAUGUACGAUUAUGACAAAAGUUCAUAUAAAAGAUUCUUAGACAUUUUCAUGCUCGGAAGCCACCUUUAUAUACCUGAACAAUACGAAUUUCCAGGCAACAGCAAACAUGGCCCUUGCGCCGACAGCAGCAGCUGCCAGUACGAGCUCGCUACCUGGUAA
Molecule: messenger RNA, 309 nt
Organism: Akanthomyces muscarius
Lineage: Eukaryota; Fungi; Ascomycota; Sordariomycetes; Hypocreales; Cordycipitaceae
Exons: 3
Coding region: 1-309 (102 amino acids)
Source: RefSeq, a predicted model, not a curated record